AGGCUCUUGAUCCAGUUUUGCACCUCCUUCCUUCCUGGCUGGCCGAUUUUGCUGAGGAUGGCGAAAGUAAUUGCAGCGUGUAUCCUUCUCCUGUUGUCUGCCUUGGCUGUGGAGUCAUCGGAGCAGCUGCAGAAAGCGGCAUCCGUGCUCCCUGACGGCCAGUACUACUUCUUCGAACCCUUCAGCGAGGGAUGGCAGUCCAAGUGGGUCAACACAACCUCGAGCGAGUACACCGGGGAGUGGGAGUGGGUCAAGAACUACUCCGAGGUGACGGAGGAUUAUGGGCUGAGGAUGGGAAGCGCGGGGCAGAAACAUGCGCUCUCCUCGGCCUUUGAGAAGCCGAUCGAAGUGAAGGACUCGACGUUUGUCGUGCAGUAUGAGGUCAAGGCCAUGAACGGGUUGGCGUGCGACGGCGCGUACAUCAAGUUGUUGCAGAAGGACGCGGCCAAGAAGCUGCAGGAGUUUGAUAACAACCUCCGAUACACCAUCAUGUUCGGGCCGGAUCGUUGCGGGAGCACCGACAAGGUUCACUUCAUCCUUCAGCACCAGAACCCCGUGACGAAGCAAUGGGAGGAGAAGCAUGCCAAGGGGACGCCAGCAAGCAGUGCAGCCGACAAGAUGACUCACUUGUACACGCUUAUCAUCCGCCCUGACAACUCGUUCGAGAUCCUUGUGGACAUGCAGAGCAAGAUGAAGGGCAGCCUGCUCAAGGACAUGGACCCUCCUGUGAACCCUCCCAAGGAGAUCGACGACCCUGAUGACGUCAAGCCUUCGGAUUGGGUCGAUGAACCCAAGAUGGAUGAUCCCAAGGCCAGCAAGCCCGCUGACUGGGAUGAGACUCUCCCUGAGUACAUCGAGGACGCUAACGCCAAGAAGCCGAGUGGGUGGAACGACGACGAGCCUCUGCGUGUUCCUGAUCCCGAUGCCAAGAAGCCUGAUGACUGGGAUGACGAGGAGGAUGGAGACUGGGAAGCCCCAAUCGUUGACAACCCUAAGUGCAAGGUAGGAUGCGGAGAGUGGAAGCGCCCGACCAUCCGCAACCCGGCCUACAAGGGCAAAUGGUACCCCCCCAAGAUCGACAACCCCGACUACAAGGGCCCAUGGGCUCCUCGCAAGAUCCCCAACAAGGAUUGGUUCGAAGACCUCCACCCUCACAACGUCCAUCCCAUGGACGCCAUCGGCAUCGAGCUCCUGACCAACGCUGGCGGCAUCGUCUUUGACAACCUCCUCAUCACCAACUCCGAGGCGGUGGCUACCUCGUAUGCGGAGAAGACCUGGAAAGUCCGCAACAAGGAGGAGGCAGCUAAAAUAGCGAAGAAUGCUCCGGGCAUGGUUCAGAAUCUCUCCAAGGCACUGGCGGAUAUGCAGAUCCAAAUCGGCGAGCUCUACAAGGAGAAGCCCGUCGUCGUCAUCGGCGUCUUCGGAGUCUGCGCCCUGCUCAUGAUCCUCCUCGUCUACAUCUGCAUCUCCCCAGCUCAGUCUGCCCCCAAGAGCAGGCAGGGGGCAGCCAAGAAGAAGGCAGAGCCCAGCGAUAGCAAGAAGACCGACGAGCCGACCCCUGAUGACAAGGAGACGACUGAAGACAAGGCCGAAGAUGCUGAGGAUGAAGAGAUCGAGGAGAUCAGCACUCCAGGAGCUGCUGCAUCAAGCAAGCCAAAGAAGCGAUCGAGCAGGAAGGACUGAAGCUUUUAGCGGGGAGAAAGGACGGGGACGAGGAGGGGGGGAAAGAGCCAAGGAAAGAAAAUCUCUUUGACCUAUGUGUAUGUUUGCAUCUAACUAGCAAACUCCCUUUGAUGCGCAUCCGUAGCGAUACUUGUAGAUGGAGGGUUUCACGUGAUAGUGCCUGGUAAAAGUUCUGAACAU
Guillardia theta CCMP2712 is the source of this 1863-nucleotide messenger RNA. RefSeq lists its product as hypothetical. Gene Ontology annotation, biological process: protein folding. The transcript has 20 exons. NCBI's taxonomy places the organism in Eukaryota, Cryptophyceae, Pyrenomonadales, Geminigeraceae. Gene Ontology annotation, cellular component: endoplasmic reticulum membrane; endoplasmic reticulum. The record is from RefSeq and is a predicted model, not a curated record. Bases 58 to 1683 code for a protein of 541 amino acids. Gene Ontology annotation, molecular function: calcium ion binding.